This is a messenger RNA of Hydractinia symbiolongicarpus, 2142 nucleotides long. RefSeq lists its product as uncharacterized. The transcript is spliced from 2 exons. The record is from RefSeq and is a predicted model, not a curated record. The coding region runs from base 1478 to 1927 and encodes 149 amino acids. NCBI's taxonomy places the organism in Eukaryota, Metazoa, Cnidaria, Hydrozoa, Anthoathecata, Hydractiniidae.
CUGUCACCAGACAUUCUCUUUAUUUUGCGGAAUAAGUUCUUUCUAGAAUCAAACUUCGGUUUAAAUAAAAACAAAGAAUUUCACCUGGCAUUACUGUAGGUCUCUCCAGGGUUUAGAUUGGGUUGUUUGUAGUAAAGAAAUGGUUUGAUUGGUAUUGAUUAAGUUAAGUUACUUAAUUUAACCUAAAAAAGAAAUAUAUACAAGUUUUAGCUUUGAAAAAUUUGACCAAAAAUGUUUAAAUAUAAGUAUAUUAGAUAAUAUUCUUACCAGAUUGCCAAGUACCAAACUGGAUGAAAUUGCCAAAGUAAAUUAUUAUUCGAUAAUUGAUGUUGAAACGCUUAGAUUGAUUUUGUGUGUUACUCAGUUUUAUUAUAUAAUGUAAUUACAUAAAUAAUAGAUGAACGAAAAUAGUUUUAACUGAAAUCCCUAAUGACAUUAAAAAUUAACAAUAGACAAUUUAAUAAUACACAGGGGAAGAUGCAACAUAAUAAUACAGGUAGGACUUAUAUUAUGAGACAAAUAAAACAUAGAAGACCGAACAAGUGUGAAAACAGAAUGAAUACACAAUACAUGACAAAAAAUAGUAACAUUACACAUAAAAUGAUACAUUUUAAUGAAUGACUUAACCAUCGAAUGUAUGAUAUCAAGUUAUUAACACAAGCUUCAUCCAAUUCAGCUAAAACACUUUUAAUUUUGCGAAUAAGCUUAAAUAAAAUUUCCGAAACUAAUAAUUAAAAGCAUAAUUUAACGAGUCGACAGGUCGCAGUUUUUCGCCUCUCAUUGUAUCAAUAAAUUUCAGACUUUCAGCAAGUUUAGAACACGGUUUGUGGUGCAACUAGAUAACCUUCCGCAGCCAAACUACCUGCUUUUGUCUAUUAGUGCCAACUCAGCUAAAGUAACCCAAACUUCAAUGCCCCCUUAGUGAUAACCAGAUUGUUCAGUAAAACACAAAAACAUUUAUGUCAGCUAAAGAUAAAACCACUUAAUAAUAUACUGAAUGAAUCGUAGCUAAUAAAAUAGCAUUAACACUGCUAAUCUACGUUCGUGGCGAAAAUCUUAAAAUUCUUUUCUUUAAGAUUUGUAAAUGGCUAACAUGUCAAAUAUUAAAGAAAUAAAAAAAACUUCCAGAAGGCAAAAAAAUAAAAACACAAAUAGGCCUCCGAACCUCAACACCACAACAUUUAAAACGACUAUCAUAAAUAGCUUGGAUCAUUUCAUGUUGCUUAUUAAUUAUCCGUAAAAGUCGGACUUCGUGAUUGAUUUACUACGUGUGCGCAAUGAGAACAAAGACGGCAAUAAUAUAUCGGAUUUGUUAUUCCGUGCAAACAUAAACAUUCUGCGUGUCCAUCGCACAGCUUUUUUCUUUCCUAACGAGCAGGUACUUUUAAUACCGACAUAACAUUCCAUUUCUUACCAUUUAGAACACACUUCAUCAAAGCACAGACCAUACGAAUUCGCUUUGAAACUCAUAACUGCAAUGGCAUAUCAUCAAAACAGCAGUUUCCAAUUUAUUCCUUUAUACCUUACCAGUUACGACAAAGCAAUAACCCUUAUACCCUCUUUUCUAUUGGCAACACAAGAUGCCGGAUACAGGAUACCUAAGAACAUAAUGAGUUUAGUUACACGACUUUCAGGCGGAAAGAAACCAAUUAAAUCAAAAGAGAUGCUACCCAAAUUAAAUUUCUUUUUAAACAGAAUGAGAGCAACAUGUAAAAAAGUGGAGUCCAAAAAACAUAAAGAAUGUAGCGAAGGAGAUUGUGAUAAGGGAGCACUGUACGACAGUGUGAGCAAUUUAUCGUCAGUAUUCGCUUCCACUGCACCUUCGAAAUGGCCAUCAUUUCACUCAAUUGCUAAUUACGCAGAAGAUGGAGUUUUUCUACAACAUGAAGUCUUUUCGAAAAGCAACCUUGAACCAAUACCAGUAUAAUGGUAAUGAUGAUUCAAUGUGAAACCAAGAGUAAGCAGGAAAUCAUAAAUAAUAAUUUGUUGCCUGGUUGUUAUUACCCUUGUGAUAUGACACAUAAAUUUUGUAAUAUGUACAUAAGUUCUGUGAUAUGGCCCUUGUUUAUUUGAGGGCUAUCUUUAGCAUGUAUAAAUAUUUUUGAAAAAACUAAUGUAGAUUAUUUGUAAGCUAGAUUUUAA